Molecule: messenger RNA, 5430 nt
Organism: Pygocentrus nattereri (red-bellied piranha)
Lineage: Eukaryota; Metazoa; Chordata; Actinopteri; Characiformes; Serrasalmidae
Gene: rffl
Product: ring finger and FYVE-like domain containing E3 ubiquitin protein ligase
Exons: 9
Coding region: 1407-2477 (356 amino acids)
Biological process (GO): negative regulation of extrinsic apoptotic signaling pathway via death domain receptors; protein K48-linked ubiquitination; proteasome-mediated ubiquitin-dependent protein catabolic process
Cellular component (GO): plasma membrane; cytoplasm
Molecular function (GO): ubiquitin protein ligase activity
Source: RefSeq, a predicted model, not a curated record
ACGCGCACGUACUAACAGCAACGACCGGACCGUUGAACUUCAAAGUGGAAGAGGAAAGACUGGACCCAGAAGUUAUAGCUAGCUUGUUUACUCAGUAUCAGCGGCUACGCUGAUAAUAGUGGGAUAUCUGGAUCUUUUCUGCCCUCGGUAUCUGUAUACACUGGAAUACGGAGCACCUGUUUUGUUUGUGAUAGGCUGCUGAAAACUUUGGAACCCUCAAUAAGUUUGGAGCGGCUGUGAAACACUGACUUAGUAGUUAACCCAGCUGUCUCGCUUGAAUAUGGAGUUUUUCCUCCCUGUCAUGCGGGUGAUAUGCUCAGCACUUCUCUCAAGAUAGAGUACUGCACUACCACCUCUGGAUCCUAGUCAAGCUGCAGUGAAGACAGCUACAUUUUUCCUGUUUCCUCUGAAUCUCGAAGAGGUACAGUAAUACCAUUUUUAAUUGCUAACACUUUAAAAUUAAACUAUAGCCUAUGAAGUAGUUAGCUGUCCAAAUGAGGUGCAAUGAUUGUCAAAAUUAAUUUUGAUGUGAAAAGAUGGUUUCUCCAUUCAUUUUAGUAAAAUGCGAUAUGAUGGUUUCUCCCAGUAACAACAGAUUAAUUUAACACUUAUAUCCUCUAUGACGAACAGAGUGAAGCUCUGUAUUGAAAUUCUAAAGAAUUCAGACACUUCCGAGUUUUUAAUGGAUAUAGACAAAGGCGAUAAAGUCCAGAGACACAUCAGCUUUUUUGUGUGUGCUUUACAAUGAUGGUGUCAUUCUAGUAGGAGCAGUGUUGCAGGGCUCCUGUAUCUUACCCUGCACACAGUCUCUGAAUUAAUGAUGGGAGUCCUACUUCAGCAGCCAAGCGCCAAACUACACACUGGUUUGCAAACAGCAUAAAGGUACCUCAGUAUGGUGUUAUUGAUAAGGGAAGGACGAUCUAGUCUGUAAAAUGACUCAUUCCAGAUGGUGGAUUAUGAUGCUUGGAGGUAAUAUUAGUGUAUAAUUAUGGAUUUUGUUUUGCUAUUGAUGACUGAACCAUGCACUAAUAAAAUGAAAUGUGUAGUUUGUAAAGUGAAUGGAUCCAUAAUUGGUAGCAGCAUGGCUGAAGUCCAGUGAAGAAAUUCAGAGAAAAACCUUCAUGCUAAUCCUGUCUGAGACUGAGAAUCCGCAUAAGCGUGAUCUUAAAUAAGGAACUAUAAAAGGAAAACAGUCCUUCAGUCAUUCAUAACCUUCUUGAGGGCGUGGCCAGUGAAGUCACAUAUACGGUAGGGGUGGGGGGUGGACUACUCUAAGAUUGCAUGGGCAAUGAAAAUGAAUUAUAGUAGUUGUUUAUGGUGUAUGCUUGUGGUUGUACAUGUUUUUCUUUCUUUUCUUUGUAUUUUAGUGCUUAGACAUCAAAUGACCUUUAAAGUAAGUGUGUAGUAUGUGGGCCAGUUGCUGUAACUGGUUCUGCUUGGACUCGUCCAACAUGGAGGAAAGCGGUACAAUUAGAACUAACUCGCGCCACCAAGCGUAUACCAACUCUGGCUACAGUAGCUACCCAUCUCCCCCACCUCCAGACCACACCUGCAAGGCCUGCGGAAGACGCUUUGACACUUUGACCAGGAAGCAUAUAUGUGUGGACUGCAAGAAGAGUUUUUGUGGCCGCUGCUCUGCUCAGUCGGUGCCCCUCCCACGGCUAUGCCUUACCUGCCAUCGUUUCCAUGGCACCAUGUUCGAACGAGCGGAGCUAAUGAAACUAAAAGUAAAGGACUUGCGGGACUACCUACACUUGCAUGAAGUUCCUACACAAAUGUGCAGAGAGAAGGAGGAACUUGUUGACCUGGUCCUCGGCCAACACACACCUACCUCUGACACCUCCACACCAACUCAGACACAUGAUCACACACAGCCAUCUGAGCAGGAAGCCCCCUCUGUACCAACCCCAGCGACUGUGCAGCCCCGUGCAGGGAACAGUGUUACAACGGAUGUGGCUUCACAGUCACACACAGCAGUGGAUGAACAGAGCCCAUCUGUAGCAGAGGAACCAGUUCAUAUUGAAGUGGACACAGAGCUUCAAGGGGAGCAGGAGUCCCAGUCAUCAGACUCUGAGGAGGUCUUGCCCUCUGGUCGGCGGGCAUCUUUGUCAGACUUAGGGUCUGUGGAGGACAUUGAGGCUCUGAGUGUACGUCAAUUAAAGGAAAUCUUGGCAAGGAACUUUGUCAACUACAAAGGCUGCUGUGAAAAAUGGGAACUAAUGGAGCGAGUCACACGCCUAUAUCAUGACCAGAAGGACCUGCAAAACCUAGUUUCUAAUACCAGUGAUGGAACAGACACAACAGGUAGACCUAGCAUGGAAGAAAACUUGUGUAAGAUCUGCAUGGACUCGCCAAUUGACUGUGUGCUGCUGGAAUGUGGACAUAUGGUCACAUGCACAAAAUGCGGCAAGCUCAUGAACGAAUGCCCCAUCUGCAGGCAGUACGUGGUUCGGGCUGUGCACGUUUUCCGAUCCUGAACCAGUGCUUGUUAAGCUGGGAGCAGAAAUGAAGUCCUGUAUUAUUUUUUUUUUUUAUGUUAACAUAUAAGCACCUUUGCCACUUUUGUCUCCCAAUUGAGCUUGGUGAUCCAGAAUUGGUACACUUCCCAGGACAUGUUUAGUUGACGUGUGACUAAUGACAACUGGAUAUACUAGCAAUAACAAAUUAUUCACAUAUUUCUGUUGUUUUAGAGUUUGUGUUGCUAAAGGGUUUAUUAAAGGAUUUUUACAGUAUGUUGCUUUAAACUGCUGCACCAAUCAGUGCUCAGUGGGGUGUGCUGCUGAUAGGCUUUGGGAUAUAGUGUUGAUUGUGAAAGAAACUCAUCUGCUAACAACUCCAUUUUAACUCCGAAAUGUCAGUAGUUGUCUUUUGUAAAGGUUAUUGCCUGCAGAUGCACUGGAUGGGGUUGAAUACAAAGGCAAAAAUGUUGUACUGUUGCUGCUGUAUGCUACUGAAAUGAUUGAUGACGAUGAAGUUAAAUUCCUCCUCACAAGACUAUUUCAGGUCCGAAUUUUGGAUGUUUUUGUGAAACUGUGAGCCCCCCCGCCCCUUCAUUUAUGAGAGGUCAAGCCAAAGAACAGAACUGGAUCCAAACACGGUUUGAUCUCUCCUUUCCCCUCUUACUUCACGCACAUGGUUGAUUACUUAACAGUUGGGUUAAAUAUACUGAAAUAAAGGGAAACUGAAGUCCUGGUAAGAAUAUUCUCUCAGUGAUGUAUAUCUCAAUGCAAUUUUGAAAAUUAUUGAUCAUAAUUCUUACUGCUUUAUGGAAAGGGUGAACCAAUCUUACAGAUUUUUACCUCGUCCAAAAGGGUUUUCCCAAAAGUGUUGUAAUGAAAGUCUGGCUUUGAGCAUUUGCAUUGCUGAAAUACUGAGGAGCUCUUGGGGAAACUGAAACUUUGAUGGCAUCUCCAGAACAAAACUGUUUCACUCUUUAAGGACAAACCAAGAGCAUAUACAUGAAUAUAGAUUUACAACAAUCACAACAAACAUGUAAAACCUUUUUGUGUGCUGAGACAGGAUUGUCAUCUAUAGCUGCUCAAUAUGUGGUUUGUGUUUUAGCAUUAGAGCUAGGAUUAGUUCUCAGAUGUAGUAGAAAAUGGUCUGUUUAGUCAUGUCAGAGAGACAUAGUUGGGACUGAAACUGGCGGCGUUUGGCUUUGAGCGUCAUCAGUCUGAUGUAAGCUUUUAGCCUUGGUUCUAACAUUUAUUGAUAUGUGGUAGUGAUGAUCUACAACAGGGGUGUCCUAUCUUAUCCACAAAGGGCCAGUGUGGCUGCAGGUUUUCACUCAAAACAAGCUGGAGCACCUGAUUCCACUUGUUUAGGCAGUUGGUCUUGUUCUUCAAACUGCAGAUCAGGUGAACUCAUUUGUUGAUGAGAUUGGACACCCCUGAUUUACAGUCUUGAGCUUAAUUCUGUGUCAAGUUGGGCAGUGUGUGGGCUGAAUAUAACAGAAUAUGUAUAAAUUUACAAUUACAAUACUCAAAAUACAUUUGGGGCUAAAAUUCAUCCAGCUGUAGCCAGUGACCUAGCAAGAGCAGGCAGAUUUACAGCUUCUUAUCUCCACACCCUCCUUUUGAGGAAGUAAGUGAAAUAUUAGCACCACUUUAGGACUGGGCUCUGACAUUACAUGGAGGUCCAGAUGAGUGUGCCAAAACAAGAUUACCUUAGCUUUUUAAGCUGCUCUAAGGUUCACGUGGUGGCUAAAUGAUCAAUAAUGCAUCUCAGUGCCUCUGAGUGAUCCAGUAUUAGUGGAUAUAAAUGGGCAAAGUUCUAAGUUACUUGUGCUGAGGUGGAGAGCAUUGUUAAAGAAACGUGCUUUUACAUGUUCCACUUGAGCUGAGCAAAUGUUAAAUAUUUCUGGACUGUUCCAUAGAUGGGUUUAACUGAUGAUCAUGUUCAAAAGUCUUUGUAUAUUCCAUGUUUGAAAGUAUCCAGACACCCUCAAUUCGGCUAACUUAAAGUGAACCAAUUGUACAUUUUAAAUACCUUGAGUGAUCUAGAACUCAUCAACCCACAUCAGUAUCUGACCCUGCUAAUGCUCUUGUGGUUGAAUGCAAUCAAAUCCUUAUAACAGUUCAGCAACAUUUAGAAGAGUAGUUAUCGAUAAUCUUUUGGACAUAGAGUUUCCACAAAAAGGAUAUAGCCUAGUCCGGUACUAUAUUUUCCUUUCAAUGGAGAAUCUCCAUUCAAAAAGCUGUGUAGUCUAGGAUUUGGCUUAGUCUCUGUCUGGGAAACCAAACCAUGUGUACCAGAGAUGAUGUAGCUAUUGAUGACCACAAAAAUGGCACCUUAAAUCAUAACAUGUGAUUUCAAUUACUGGGUUGUAGUAAGUCUGUAAUGAAUGGAGUACCAUAUUCUUCUUGGCAUUCUUAGAGGGCUUUUUAUUGUGAUUAUGUACUUCCCUUGUGAAACUGCUAAUCCGACUGCAAGCCCUAACUCAGGUCUCGAAAGGGUGCUCUAACUGGUUAACUGGUUGCCUGGGGGCUUUACUCUCACAGGAAGCCCUGCUCCCAUGUCUGCUACUCUUAUUGUGGAAUGAUUGGAGACUAACAUAGGGACCCACACAGUUCUCAGGCGAUUCAUCUUUGAAGACAAACUGUUGGUGCCUUAAUGCCUUAAUGCUCUAUUUUUCAGUCACUGCUACUUCUAAAGAGACUGGGUUUUCUAUGGAAUUUAUUUUAACAGGGAGGAGUGACUCCAAGAUGUGGACUGAGUUUUCUAUUUAACAGAGAGGAUGUGCUUUUAUUUUGUAAACGUGUGAUUUGAAUAGUGUCGGAUAAUUGUAUUUUCUGAACCAGAUGUGGUGUAAAAUAUUGGCAAAAUCCUUUUGAGGAAUAUAAUUUUAUUCUUUUUAAAAAAUCUUUUAAUAACCAAAUUGAGACUUCUUGUUCAUACUCUGCAAUUUUUGUAUUAAAACAUAUUCUUGGA